AAUGGGUUUCUGUCAGAGAUCAUGGAGAAGGGGCAGCUGGUGCCGCUGGAGACAGUAUUGGACAUGCUUCGAGAUGCCAUGGUGGCCAAGGUAGAUACCUCCAAAGGCUUUCUAAUCGAUGGCUACCCUCGGGAGGUACAGCAGGGAGAGGAGUUUGAGUGGAGGAUCGGACAGCCCACACUGCUGCUGUAUGUGGACGCAGGCCCUGAGACCAUGACCCAGCGGCUCCUGAAGCGUGGAGAGACCAGCGGGCGAGUGGAUGACAAUGAAGAGACCAUCAAGAAGCGGCUAGAGACCUACUACAAGGCCACAGAGCCUGUCAUCGCCUUUUAUGAAAAACGUGGUAUCGUACGCAAGGUCAAUGCCGAGGGCUCCGUGGACCGUGUCUUCUCCCAAGUCUGCACCCACCUGGACGCCCUCAAGUAGCAGCCCUGGAGCCCCUUCCCCGGCCGAGCCCUGGCCCACCCCUGUCCUGACUGAGGCUGUCCCCAGCCGGAGCUCAGCGCCUCCACCCUGCCCGG
Messenger RNA from Lutra lutra (Eurasian river otter), 521 nucleotides. RefSeq names its product adenylate kinase isoenzyme 1-like. The transcript has a single exon. Gene Ontology annotation, biological process: nucleoside triphosphate biosynthetic process. Gene Ontology annotation, molecular function: AMP kinase activity; ATP binding. Lineage: Eukaryota; Metazoa; Chordata; Mammalia; Carnivora; Mustelidae. Gene Ontology annotation, cellular component: cytosol; cytoplasm. The record is from RefSeq and is a predicted model, not a curated record. Bases 22 to 426 code for a protein of 134 amino acids.